AUGAGGAUAAAACUAGAUCCGCAAGCCUUACGCAAUCGUCUACUAAUAGCGAUAAUAAAAGAAAAGGUGGACACUACUUCCGCAAGCGAACUUCCUGAAAUUGCAACGUCUUUUUACGAAGAACUUAAAUUCUGCCACGAUCAACGGGAUCAAGCAGAGCAGGUUUUCAGAAAAACGGUCGAAUGCCUUUUAAACCAUCAUGACAAGAAAGUGAGAAAAUACAUGAAAUAUAUGAAGAACGAUGAUUAUCAGUUUCUUGGCUUACGAACUUGCGAUCAAUAUUGGAGAAGACUUGCAACUGAAUAUUAUGCAAAGGAAGGGAGUCUUUAUCAACUUCAACACAGGACCAACGCAGAAAAGAGAGUUAUGGAAUUUGAUACCAAAAUUGGGCAAAAGUGGAUAGAUGAUCUUGACCAUCAAAGCAAGAGAAGGCGCCGUGAAGCGAGUCCUCUGGGAAAAUAUUCAGAUUACGAGGUCAAAAGUUAUUGUACAGCCGAAGUUAUCAAUAUUUCUGAUCGCGAGGCAGGAGAUCAACACGGGGAACUGAAGAAGUGGGUGCUUGAAAAUCAAGUUCCUGACAUAACCGAUAAGGAAAAGAAUGCAAUAGACAAUUAUGUCCUCGACGUAUUUGGGCGUAAUGUAGAAAGCACAAUAAAGUCUAUUAAAGAGAAGGAAGUCGACCUCGAUCCAAAGGAUGCUUUGUUCGUAAAAAGAAUUUUGGAUACAUGGGCUUAUAAGUGGAAAUCUGAAUUUAACGAAACCAUGAGCGAACAAACGUAUACAGCAGUAUGGAUUGCGCCAGAUUUCGAAAUUUUGAAAAACAAAGACCCCGGCUUAUUUGAUAGUUCAUGGUGCGAAAUGAUCCAUCCAUCGUCGAAAUGGCGAAGACGGAAUGUGCACAAGUCCAAUAAGAAGACUGGUAGAAAAUGUGACGGCAUACUUUUCAUAAAAAGUUGCGCAACUGAAAGAUUAGUGUUCGAAAACGUUUGCCCCCCGAAAAAUGAGAAAUGGCCAAAGUAUUACAGAGAUCUGAAUAAGUCAUUCCGCAAUGCAGUCGAUACUCUGGGUAAAAAGUUUUGGACAAAUAAGCAAGGAGACGUGGAAAUCUCCAGGAAAUAUAGUGAAUUAGUCUAUAUCGUGCACAGAAACCAAGGCGAACUCUGGAGAGUAUGCCUGGCCGGCAAAGACAAAUUUCUUGCUGAAAGAAUUUACAAGUUGGAAGUACCUUGGAAAUUCGAAGAUGACUGGACGAAAUUAGCGGAUAUUUGUAAAAUGUUAUUACUGAUAGAAAGAAUUUUCAGGUGGAAUGACGAUGUCUAUCACGAUUAUACGAAAUCUACUCAGAAAAGGAAUAUUGUGCGUGUAGCGGAAUGGUUGUCAUUAAACCUAACCUCUCCAAAGAAAACCAUAAAAAGAAAAUGA
Messenger RNA from Paraglomus brasilianum, 1422 nucleotides. The record is from the annotation of a GenBank genome assembly. Lineage: Eukaryota; Fungi; Glomeromycota; Glomeromycetes; Paraglomerales; Paraglomeraceae.